This is a messenger RNA of Macadamia integrifolia, 1038 nucleotides long. RefSeq names its product oxygen-evolving enhancer protein 2, chloroplastic-like. Gene Ontology annotation, biological process: photosynthesis. Gene Ontology annotation, molecular function: calcium ion binding. Gene Ontology annotation, cellular component: photosystem II oxygen evolving complex; photosystem II; extrinsic component of membrane. The coding region runs from base 118 to 906 and encodes 262 amino acids. The record is from RefSeq and is a predicted model, not a curated record. The transcript has 4 exons. Lineage: Eukaryota; Viridiplantae; Streptophyta; Magnoliopsida; Proteales; Proteaceae.
CAUACUAACCUUUUUUCUCUCAAUUACAAGCAUUCACCCAUCCUUCAAAUCUGUUAGCUUAGAGCAGAUAAGAAAAGGAACAAAGAAGAAACCUCUCUUAAGGGUGACUGUGAAUCAAUGGCCUCUGCCUCAUGUUUCCUCCACCACCAUGCACUCUCCACCCCCGCCAGAUCCUCUUCACAGCGCCCUGCUGUGCCAAUCUUCAAGCCCACCCAGCUAGUCUGCAGGGCUCAAAAACAGGCAAUCCAUGAAGAUGACAGCAAUGCCGUCGUCUCCCGGCGAUUGGCUCUCACAGUUCUCAUCGGUGCUGCCGCCGCUGCCACUAAAGUUUCGCCGGCUGAUGCUGCUUAUGGUGAAGCAGCCAAUGUGUUUGGUAAGCCAAAGACAAACACUGACUUCUUAGCCUACACUGGAGAUGGAUUCAAGGUGUUGAUCCCAGCAAAAUGGAACCCUAGCAAGGAGCAAGAGUUCCCCGGGCAGGUUCUGAGAUAUGAAGAUAACUUUGAUCCCAACAGCAAUCUCACUGUCCUUGUCCAACCAACUGAUAAAAAGACCAUCAAAGAUUUUGGCCCACCAGAAGAAUUCCUCUCUAAGGUGGACUAUUUGCUGGGGAAGCAAGCUUACUCUGGCAAAACUUCUUCUGAGGGUGGCUUUGACCCUGAUGCUGUUGCUACUGCUAACAUAUUGGAGACUGCGACUCCGGUGAUCAGUGGAAAACAAUAUUACAACAUAAGCAUUUUGACGAGGACGGCUGAUGGAGAUGAAGGUGGCAAACACCAAAUAAUUACGGCCUCAGUGUCGGAUGGGAAGCUCUACAUAUGUAAGGUGCAAGCAGGAGAUAAGAGAUGGUUCAAGGGAGCAAGGAAGUUUGUUGAGAGUACUGCAAGUUCUUUCAAUGUUGCUUAGAGAAUAUAAAUGUGGGUAUGUUUUGACUUAAUUUGUAAAUGAUCAAGAAAUGCUAUCAGGGACUUCCUGUUUUAGUUCAAGAGAUUCUCAAUUUGAGGGAGUUUAGUAAUGAGAGCUAUAUUGGUUUGUGGA